UUCUUCUCAUUACUCCUCAUCAUCCUAACUGCAAUGGUUAUAGCAGGAGUAUUGGCCUAUGUCUACAGAGACCAGGUUAAAGGUGUUAUCAAGGAUGGAAUGUCUGAUGCUGUGAAUAAGUAUGGAAAUCCAAACAGUACUGCCAUAACAAACGAAGUUGACUACUUACAACAAGAGUUGACCUGUUGUGGUAUCCAUAACUACACUGACUGGGUAGGCUCCCCCUGGCAGAAAUCUCAUAGUAAUCUGACAUACCCAGCAAGUUGCUGUGAAAACAAACACUGCAACUACACUACAAAUGGCAGUCUUUAUCAAAAGGGGUGCUUCGACACUCUUAAAGAUGAGUUCAAGAACAACCUGGCAGUCAUAGCAGGAACCGCUACAGGGUUCGCUGUCAUUCAGAUUCUUGGGAUGAUCUGCUCUUGCAUUUUGUUCUGUCGUUCGCGGGAGGAUGUUCCUUACAUUGGCCUGGAGAACAAUGGGCUACGGGUGUAAAAACAUAAAAAGGAGAACACUCCUGUGAAUCAGUCAGCAAUUAAUGUGAUGGAAUUCUGUAUGAUAGUUGAAUUGAGAAAGAAGUUGUAAAAUAGGGUUGAAUGCAAGAAACACUUUUACUUAUGGAUCCACUUUUGUUAAUAUACACUAAGACACAAUACCACAUGGAAUCUGCUUAUCCUACAUGGGGAGUAAUUCAUUCAGAAGAUUAAAACUUCAUUAAUACAGAUGUAUAAUCAUAUUGACUUUUUAGGUUUUUCCUUAUUGCAGGUUAAGAAUAGCCAGAUUUUAUUG
Molecule: messenger RNA, 789 nt
Organism: Owenia fusiformis
Lineage: Eukaryota; Metazoa; Annelida; Polychaeta; Sabellida; Oweniidae
Source: the annotation of a GenBank genome assembly